GCUAAAUAGCUAUUUCCUCUCACAAACGCACGCUUGUACAAUUGGUUGUACAGCUGGUAAAUUUUCUUGCUAAUAAUUUGCUGGCGUAACAUCCUGUAUGUGUGUUAGCAUUGAAACUAAAUUCAGUAGCAUAAGUGCUCGGCUUGGAUGAACAAGUCCGCGCGAUUUUUAUUAUUUUAUAUUUAGUCGUGCUCGUGCGUUUCUCAGUAUCGGUCACAAUGGCGCAGAAUACUUUCAAUGUUCCAAUUAUCUGGGUGCUUGGUGGUCCCGGCUCUGGAAAAGGUACCCAAUGUGAUAAAAUCGUUGCAAAGUAUGGAUUUACUCAUUUGUCCUCUGGCGAUCUCCUACGCGCUGAGGUAGCAAGUGGUUCCCCACGCGGCAAAGAUCUCAGUGACACAAUGGCAAAAGGCGCUUUGGUACCAAUGGAAGUCGUCCUGGAUCUGCUUCGCGAAGCAAUGUUAAAAGCUGAAAAACCAUCUGGUUUUCUGAUCGAUGGUUACCCACGAGAAAAGAUCCAAGGCAUCCAGUUUGAAAGCACUAUUGCUGCAGUUGACGUGGUUCUCUUUUUUGACUGUUCCGAGGACACGUUAACGUCGAGAUUACUUGGCCGAGCCGCUAGCUCUGGUCGUGUUGAUGACAACGAGGAAACAAUCAAAAAACGUUUGAUUACUUUCAAUACAUUCAACAACGAAAUUGUAGAGCAUUAUGAACCCAAACUGAAAAAGAUUAAUGCCGAACGUCACCCGGAUGAUAUAUUUGCGGAGGUAAUACAAUACUUAGAUCCGUUGGUACAGAAAGCUGCCGCUGCUGUUGCGCAAUAAAUUCUGUCAUGGUUAGUUUAAUAGAAAUCAACAAUAAUUAAGUAAAUCGAAUUACAAUGAAGUACAAAAAUUGUUCUGCAAUAAAUACAAUACAAUAAAUAUAGAUUCGUCUUUAAGAA
Messenger RNA from Dalotia coriaria, 940 nucleotides. RefSeq names its product Adenylate kinase 1 (gene Ak1). Gene Ontology annotation, molecular function: nucleoside diphosphate kinase activity; AMP kinase activity; ATP binding. The transcript is spliced from 4 exons. Bases 219 to 821 code for a protein of 200 amino acids. Gene Ontology annotation, biological process: nucleobase-containing compound metabolic process. The record is from RefSeq and is a predicted model, not a curated record. Gene Ontology annotation, cellular component: cytoplasm. NCBI's taxonomy places the organism in Eukaryota, Metazoa, Arthropoda, Insecta, Coleoptera, Staphylinidae.